Molecule: messenger RNA, 2202 nt
Organism: Rotaria socialis
Lineage: Eukaryota; Metazoa; Rotifera; Eurotatoria; Philodinida; Philodinidae
Source: the annotation of a GenBank genome assembly
AUGGUCAUUUGUCUUCGUCUCGAGAUCGAUGAUGCAUUUGAAUCAGAUUUAGAAACACUUAAAUAUAUUGUUUACGAAGCUUCUUUCAACGAAACAAAAGCAAUUCUACCAUCAAAUACGAACAAUACAGAAAUACCUGCAGUGAAAACCGCUAGUACUGGUCAAAGAGAAGCACGCGAACUCUUUGUCGAAACUUAUGUGUUUGACGAUAAAUUAACUUUACCGAAUCAUCGUUCCCUGUCAUCUAACGUAAUGAGUGAUGCUAUUGAAAUGACUUAUCUUGAUUUGUCAAAACGUCGUCAACAACAGCACGAACAAGACAUGAAUACUUCAAAUACGAAUGAACCUGAUGCUAUACCAAAAUCAUCAAUUACCGAUGAAUCUCAGAAACAUAUAACAACACAACCAACUUUUCCAGAUAUAAGUGAUUUACCGGAAACUAAAGUAACAAACAAGACAAAAAAAAAUCGAAAAGUAUCAACAACAACCAAUGAUACAAAUCGUAGCAUUGAAAUAUCAACUCAUAUAUCAACAACUCCUGAUUCACAAAUUCCAUUUUAUUGUGGUAAUCAUUUAGUCGAUAUCACACGAGGUAUUCUACAUCUGUAUAAAGACAAUAAAGCACUAGGAACUAAUAAUGAACCGAAACGUUGUGAAAUGUUGGCUAUGCUAGCUAUUCCAGCUGAUGUAGCUUGUAGGGAAUUGAUUGCAUUUAUCUAUCCCGCUUAUGAUGGUAUUGAAUAUUUGCGAAUUAUUCGUGAUCCAACUCCAAAUCAAUAUAUGUGUUUAAUAAAAUUCAAAGCUCAAAAACAAGCUGAUGAAUUCUAUGAUUAUUACAAUAAUCGUCAAUUUAAUUCAAUUGAAAAAGGUGUUUGUCAUUUAGCAUUUGUUACAAAAGUUGAUAUAACGAGUACAGCUAAAGAAGGAUCAUGUCCUAUUCCUGGUCUUACAGAAUUACCACCCUGUUAUAUAUGUCUGGAAAGAAUGGAUGAAAGUCUUGCUGGAGUAUUAACUAUUCUAUGCAAUCAUUCCUUUCAUGGUGAUUGUCUUGUUAAAUGGGGUGAUAGUUGUUGUCCUGUAUGUCGUUAUGUACAAACACCGGAAGUUAUUGAUGGUCAGUCAUGUUUUGAAUGUGGUUCACAAGAAGAUCUUUGGAUUUGUUUAAUUUGUGGACAUGUUGGAUGUAGUCGGUUUAAACAAGGUCAUGCUUUUGGACACUUUGAAUUAACUCAACAUACGUAUACAAUGGAUUUAAAACGGCAACAUGUCUGGGAUUAUGUUGGCGAUAAUUAUGUUCAUCGACUUAUACAAAAUAAAAGCGAUGGAAAACUUGUUGAAUUACGUGGUGAAGGUGUUAAUACCUAUGAUAUUGAUGAUUAUACCGAAAGUACAUCAAAAACUGAUACAACUCAAGAAAAAAUUGAUUCAAUUGAACUUGAAUAUACAUAUUUAUUAACAAGUCAAUUAGAAUCUCAGCGACGCUUUUUUGAAGAUAAAUUACAAUUUGUUGAAGAUGCAACUCAUGGAAAAAUCGAAGAGCUUGAACAGUCAAAUAAAUUAUUAAAAGAACAUGCACAACAAUUACAAACAACACUUGAUGUAAUAGCAAAAGACAAACAACAACAAGACAAACGUUCCUCAACUAAAAUAACAAAACUUCAACAUGAUUUUGACGAAGAAAGAUUAAUGAACCAACAAUUAAGACAAAAUCAGAAUUAUUUUCAAACUGAAAUGCAAAAAUUAAAAGAAGACUUCGAUACUGCUAUGAAAACUAAAAAUCAAGAAAUCGAUGAACUGAAAGAUCAAUUACGUGAUCUCAUGUUUUUUAUUGAUGGUCAACAGAAACUUAAAGAAAUUAAAGACCUAUCAGUUGAUGAACUUGAAUCAAGUGAAGUAACUAUAAAUAGUCCGACAACUACAAGUGCUAGUUCGACAUCUACAACUAAUUCCGAUAAAGCUAAUGAACAAUACGAUGAAACAACAUGUCAUGUUGAAAAAUAUGAUAAUGAUCAACGUGAUUAUUCAUCUCGACAUGGCCAAGCUAGUCUAUUAGCUACUUCACUUGGUCCACAUAAUUAUUUAUCUUCAUCUCAAUUUGAUAGUCUAUUAACUACUCCACCUGCUCAAAAUAAUUAUUCAUCUUCUGGACAUGGCCAACUUGAUUAUUCUCGUUUUCAACGUGCUCAUUUAAUAAUGAAAUAA